AUGUAUUGGCGACGUUGUAAAAUUUUCGCCACAUUAGUCCUUCAUAUAACAUCGUGUUUCAGUGUUCCGCUCAGCGAUUUCUAUCCUUAUGGAGUCAGCGAGGGUGAUAAUGCACUUCCGCCAAAUGACGACGGCAGCUCAGGAGAAAUACCAAUCUCAAUUCUCUACCCGUAUUUUGACAAGAAUCACCAUUCCUUAUAUGUAAGUAGGCAGUAUUUAUUUGCACUUUUUAAUAUGAAUUAUGUUUAGACUCGGUGAUAUCUUUUAUAAGUUUAUUUUUUAAAAUAUUGACAGAAGUGCCUGUAUUUUAAAACCACUUUGAUUGUACGUGAUGUCAGCCCUAAACUUUGCAAAAUUGAAAUUCACAGAUUGAAAGAGUUUCUGCUUUUCUUACUUCACCUAAGAUUCUAAUAACGCCCUUUAAAUAAAAAUUUUCAAGAAAAUUGUACAUUGAUAGCGUCUCUGAUUUCUUGUGUAUUAAAAUCCCUAUGAACUACCUGCGUGACAGUUAAAUUUUUUCUCGGAACCACAUUUGUCUCGCUUGAUUAAAUAUAACUAAAUGCAGCACGGAUCAAUAACGUAUUCAAACAAAGUAUGAUUUUCCUUUAAAAUUCUAUCUUUACACUGUGAUGAAUGAUAUUAGUCGCUCGUUUAUUCCGUUAUAUCUUCACUGCCCAACAAUAUUUUCAGUUCUAUCGCAUUGUUUAAGUAUUCCAAUAUGCCACAAGUGACCUUUCUACUCCACCAUUGUGUUUCAUGCGUGGUGUGUGUCACGAGAUAAAUUAGGUUCUUCCUGUACAGAAAUCAUCGCUACCUCAGCAGAAGACGAAUAGAACGCAUGCAAACAACGAAAAAAAAAACUUGAAUUCAGUAUACAAGACAUUCCACUUUCAUUUCAACCAGAUCGUGCAUUAAAAGUAUUCGUGAUAGUCUGGCGGGCACGACAGUUUAGUAGUUGUUUCACUAAGUACUUGAGUACUGUAAAAAUUUGUUCAAGGGUAAUUUUUCAGCGCCGCUUUACUGUCCAACGAAUUCACAAACUAAAAUACUUUUCCAACCGGAAAAUUUUUUAAUUUAAGAAGUGUUGUCGGAGGCUACAAAGGCAUUAAAACGGUUCGAACUUGAGCUGCAAAACCAUGAAUCUGAUCUGUAUGACCUCACCGUUUUCAGUUUACGGCCAUGUUAUAGACGAGUCAUAACUAUAAUUAGUAUAAAUUGUCCUUUCACAAAUGCUGUAUUGCGACUGGCUACGCAAGUCGCUAUCUAUUUAAGACAUUUAAAACAAUCAGAUUACCAGCUCAAGAUUUUUGUCACGUGAUAGUUGAUAGUUGGUUAUCAGUUGAUGCGGGAAAAGCUAGGAUCAACUAUCACGAUUACAAAUCGAAAGUGAAUAAUCUUACAGUUUAAGUUGUUGGAACUCUGACAACAAAAGAGUCUCGUGUUUAUUUUGAUUUUAAAAAAUAGGGAGUAUUAUAAUUUUUAUUUUAUUUUUACCUUCAACCAAAGUGCUUAUCGCCUGGCUGAGUCCACGUUGCAAGGGUGAAAGCUUUUCCUUUAUGUAAUCGGUCAAGGGAAUUAAACCAGAAGCAUAUAACUUACAACGGGGUCAAAAAUCCAUAGGCAGUUUUUGAAAACAUGUCCUAUGCCCAAAUAUAUGAAAAAGACCGACUACUUUUAGCCAAUUCACUGAGGCGUGCACACAAAACAUCCACGCCCCCAGCCCUCUAACAUUGUUGCUGAACCUACGUAUUGGUAAAGUUUACUAAGCGCACCAAAUUCAACUUUGUUUGCGGAAGAAAUAAUUCGAUUGAAAGUGUCCCAAGACUUGUAAACUCCACUGUAGGUCAUCUGAUUAUGAUAUAACACAUGUAUUGUAAUAUUAAAUCGUUCACCAGCAGAAGUUUUGAAGAAUCAUGUUUUAUAUGAUCGCAUGACUUAUUAAAGGCUUCCAGAAGAUUAUCGAUUUCAGAAUAAUCUUCAUUUCUUAUUUAACUUUUCUCUGUGUGUGAUUUCAGGUGAACACAAAUGGAGUUAUCUCAUUUCUGGUUGCAGUGGGUCAAUUCACCCCAGCUCCAUUCCCCCUAGGCGACAACCGACGUCUUAUUUCGCCAUUUUGGGGUGACGUGGAUACCAGAAAUGGGGGAACUGUAUUAUACAGGGAGUCUAUUGACCCUGUAUUGCUGGACCGAGCUACAAAGGAUGUUCGACGGGCAUUCUUAAAUCAUCAGAGAUUCUCAGCCUCGUGGAUCUUCAUAGUGACCUGGGACAGAGUGGCAUUCUUUGGAGCUGAAGGAGACUUUAGAAACAAGGUAACAGGGAAAGAUAAGUUUUUCGCCUUGUCACAAGCGUGGGACAUGAAGAAUCGAACUUCUGACCAUUGAUGCGCCACCACUGACCUCUUUCUUAUUUUAUUUACACAUGACGCUCUCCGAAUAGCUAAUCCUAGCAAUAAGAAGGACGCGUGUCAUGUAAGAACCUUAUACAUGUGUAGCUCUCCACAGAGUCUCUGUGACUCACUGGUAGAAUAUUAGAGUGUGGAAUCUGGAGGUCUGAGAUUCGAUUCCUUAUGGGGACUUAGAAUUUUUUCCUUUCCCCCACUCUCGUGAAAAGACGUAAAACGUCUUUCUCCACUUCACUACUGAGCGCAAAAUUUACCGUCUUUCCCACUCUAAUUUUACAAACAAGGUAACAUUAGUUAAAACCCAACCGGGCUAUAAAGACAAAUAACCUUAAUUCACAAUGGUUUAAGCAGAGGAUCUUGUGUAAAAGGGUAAGAAUUCUCAAAGAAAUUGCAAUUUUGUUCCUUGUCAGGUCAACAACUUUCAAGCAGUGCUGGUUACAAAUGGACGUCAUUCAUUUGCCAUAUUCAAUUACAAUCAAAUCGUGUGGACAACUGGUACAGCUAGCGGAGGGACUGAGGACGGAUUGGGCGGUACGCCUGCUCAGGUGAGUGUCUGAAUGUAAAGUAAGAGACAAUAUAUUGAGUAAAAACAGUGAGCCCAGUGGAUUUAUUACCACAAUCUAUAUAGAAAAAAAAUUUAUAAACUUGCAGGUUGCAAUGAAACGCACUUUCAAAUAACCUUUAGCCUUCCAAUAUUUUUUCUCCUGCCCUUCUCCUACAGUUGUGUAGCCUGCGAGUGCACAAGACUGCGCCUACAGGAUCGGCGAAGCCUGCGGGUUUCGAGCCCACCCGUGAGGCGAGCGUGCAAGAGGUUUGCAAAGAGUCUGCGAGGGUUCUGCCCCGAAAAUGAGACCCCUCUCAGACCUCUUUACUGCCUGUUUUGCUCGCCAACUCGAAUCUCAAAGGCCUCCAUGCUUGUGCCGCAUCUUUAGUGGGAGUCCACUUCUCAAAAUUUUUAUUAAAGAACAUAUGGCCAAUGGAAUACCCAAAUAUCUUUGGACCUACUUAAUUUAAUGAACUAUAACCAUAACACAUUUACUGUUGUAACUUUAAGAAAGGUUAAAACGUCACCCGAGAGAAAGGUACUAAUCCAUGCGCUGAGCUCGCUCGGAAAAGAUUACUCAUAGAGUAGAGUUGAACCCUUUCCUCUAUCUGCAGCUGUGACCGAAAUAUUACACAAUGAUGAAGAUGCUACUAUAAAUGUAUGGAAUUGACUGUGGAUUUGACUUUGAACUGCAGGGCGGGUUUAAUGCUGGAGAUGGGGUGAGAUUCUUCAUUAUCCCUGGCUCCCGAACAAAUGACAUCCUUAAUCUUCCUUCCACCUCAAACGUUGCUCGAGACGGUCAGUGGAUGUUCCAAACCGAUGAAGCAAGUGUGGAAGCUGGGGGAUGUAACACAAAAGGUACAAAUUGUAAACACAAGUGUAGUUUAAAGAAACAUCACGGAGUCAUAAGCAUAGAUCGGUAGAUGUCGUAGGAGUGGACAUUCAGCGAACACCUUAAAAGGAAAAAAAGAACUUGAAUAAAAAAAUUAUAAAUAGGGAGUCAGUGGAACAGACCAACAAAAAUUUGCGGGAAGUAACUUAAAACUGUACGGAAAUAAUAAUUUUAUCCUCCAUAGUUUUUGUUACCUAGCUUCGCUUUUUAAAAGGCGCGCAUCCCUCAGCAAGCAACAUUUACCGCGACGCAUAAAAGUGUUGCAGAUUGCACUGUCCUUACUCCACAAAAUGUGUCGUUUUAGAAAAAGAAUCCAAAUAAGUGAAGAACCGCAAACAUUUAACACGUUCAGUGGGCGCACUAUCAUCAGUUUUUCCUCACCGACUUUGCCGAUAAGGAGGGGCAACUCAUCGUCUAAACAGCUCCUUACAGAAGUUUUGGUCAUUACGAACCGCAAUUGAAACUCCGGUACCAUUUUUUGGUUAUAUGCUACCCUAACAUUGCAUUCAUCUGCUUCUUCCUAUUUAACAGGAUCUCUCACCAUAUCACCCCGAUCUGGGAUUAUGUUAGGAGGUACGAACGUGAAAAUGAGUGGACCUUGCUUCACUGCAAAUGAUAACAUUGUGGUUCAACUCGACAAUGACGUCAACAUUAAUGCAACUUUUAGCGAUGAGCUAACGUCAUCAGUUACCAUACCAGUGUUGAACAAGACAGGACGGUUGUCAUUCAAGUUAUCUACUGACGGCGGAAAUUCAUUCGAUUACAAUGGAGUGUACACAUCAGGUACGUUAUCAACUAAAUUCUUUUUAUUGUCCGUUGAGCUCACUUUUGACAUCAAUCAAAAUUGUAAAUUUAAGGAAAAAUUAAAAAUAAGGAACAGGAAUUUUAUCUUUUAAGACGAACAUUUUAACGUUUAUGUCUUUGUUCGAGAACCAAGCUUAAAAUUUGUAAUAUGCAUAUUUUUAAUCUACACUCAAGUCGCUCUGACCGUAGGAUCCAUAAGUUCUAAUCAAUGAGCCAUGUGUGGCCCAAAUAAUUCCGGAUGUGGUGGAGUAUCUCAUCGCGAAAUGGAACCUUGGUGAGGUUCGAAUCUUCACAAGGCCCUCGGAUGUUUAUAAGAUAUUCUAAGGGCAACAUGCACCAUUGGCUUUGUUCAAGUUUCCGGGUCAUUUCUUCCUUCACUAGAAGGAACAUUAAAAAAAUUAUCUCUUUUAUUUUAGUUCCCAUAAAUCGAUUCACUCCCGAGGUCCAGCGAGAGGACGGUGAUAAAUGGCAGGAGGAUUCCACGGUUGACAUUAGUUGGGAUUCGGGAAGCAUCGGAGGACUAGACGAGGAAGUGUCGAUUGAUUUGGCGCGCUAUAAAAUGGGAGAUGAUGAUGUUCCCGUACUGGACAGCUUCCGCCAAGUAGUAAACAAUCAACUUAAUUCUGGACAUAGUCAGUUUAAUGUUACAAAAGGAGAGGGAGACGGGUAAGGGUGAUUCUUUAAGUAGUAAUGUGCGGGAAAGAAAAAAAAAACCAUUAGUUUGGCAUGCUUUUUCAUCAUAUGAACAACAUUCUGCGCGAAAUUACAAUGCCGCUCAGUGGCAUCAAACGCAUGUUUGUGCACUGUUUGUGUUGAUAAAUGUAUUAUUAUCACAUAAACUGCGAUGUUAUACAGGGAUUUCCGGCCCUGAAAAAAGCCGUAGCAACACACGUGAAAAAAUAUCUUAUUUUAUUUUCCACGUGUGUUGAUAUAGCCAAUCACUCGGUCAGGUUGCUGAAUGAACGGCAAGUUGAUUGUCGGAGCUUUCUCGAAAUAUGGCGCCUAAAACAUUAAAAAAUCCGUAUGCCUGACAGACAGUGAGGUUCAAACUUACCUAGAAGGAGAAAACCAGUGUACUAAAAGAAAAACUGAAAGUUACGUAUUCAGUGGCUUUGGUGUUAGCAUUUCUCUCGGCUGAGAAUGAAAAUCGACAACUGGAGGAUUUGCCACUGGCCGAUUUUGGCCGUUUACCUGAAAAAAUUCUUCUGUCGGUAAGGACAAAGUCAAUAAAUGAUAAUUUUGUAAAUUGAAAUUACGACCAUUGUUGUUUUUGUAAUCAUGAUUCAACGCAUUUUUUGCAUCUUAAGAGUUAGCGCCCACGCACCCUACGAUUGUUAUUCGGGGAUUGUCAAUUUAUUUGUUUUCAUUGAUUAAUUUUACUGUUUUUCUUGUCAGUAAAGGCCUACUGUGUUUAUAUGAUAAACAAAAUAAUACAUGGUUGCUUGUAGAUAUGGAAUUUCUCUUCUCGUCUUCAACUCGAAACCUCACUCGUUCGCUGUGCUCACUCGUUAGCUAUCGAGUUAAACGCUCGAAGAGAAAUUUCAUAUCUACGCGCGCCCAUGUAUGAUUCUCUAUGUAGCGCACCUCUUCGUCUUGUGAGUCACUGAUCAUGAGUAGGGAACUCAGAGAGGAGAUGAAAACAGUUCCUAACUAUCUUUUGGUGUUGUUUUGUUGAAAAAUUCAAUUUUCAAGGGAAAGCCUAUUCGAAUGGAGCGCGCGCUAUGUCCGUUAAGAACUGAACACAAUUCAAUUGUUACGUCAGUUGCAAUUCACUGUUCGUUUUUGUCAGCGAGUUUUAAGCUGCAUCUAUUGUGUCACAAAAAGAUGUGUUCUGUUUCGGUAGUCACAACGAAAAUGGUUUCAACAGCAAUUGACGAUAGAGUGGAUUAUUUGAAUAAAGUUCGUGGUAAAGAAGAAAGUGUUUAUGAUAAAGUUGUAAGAGAAUUCCGCGAACUCGAGAAGAAUGCUGACAAGUACUUUGACAACUUGGACGCUGUCGAAGAAAUGUGUCACCAAGCGAAAAAAGACGCGCAAAGAUUUCGGCUGAAAGCUGAGGCCGACAAAGAACUAUUGAAGAGAGAUGCUGCUGUGAGGGCCAAAUUGUAUUCCUCCGUCACGGAAAUGAAAGAAAAACUGAACCGAAUGGAUAUCAAAGAAGAGCCGACAUGCCCAAUUGAGGAAAAGAUGCCUGAAGCAGCUGAGAAUGCACACCGGCUAACUGUCACCGGUCGAGUGUGUCGCUAUGUCAGGAUUGGAUGUGCUUUGGUGUUUGACGCAGUAGCUGCGUAUACUCUCUUUAAGUUUACUCAGCCAUACUUUUUUUAAAUCACUGCGCCGGGCCCUAAAAAGAAGAUGGGCCCAUCGCUCGGUAAGAGAACGAAAAGCCUACAAGCAGUCCCCCUUUUUGCGAACUCUGUCGCACGAGUUAAAAAAAGGGAGGAGGAUCUAUGUUUUUUUUACUCCCUAUCAAAAAUUCAGGCCCUUGAUGUCAAAAGAUAUUUAAGGCAAUGAUUGGUUUGGGUGUUUUUCCUCAAAGCUAAUCCUCUUGUUUUACUAUUAUUUUGUAGGAACAUUGAUGACCGUUUUAUCAAUCUUGUUCGAGUGUCAAGAAAAAACAGCUACAGCAACGUAUCUAAGUCUCAGUGGGUGUGGAGUGAAGUGUUUUCUUGGAAGAAUGAGCCGUGGGCAGAGAGUAGAUGUAAAAAAUGGCAUCAGAAGGAACCUAAUCCAGACACAUUCAGAGGUAUGGAGACCUAAAUUGCAUAUGUCUUGGGGAAGGAACAGACUAACGUGUUGUUACUGAAAAAUAAGCUCUAUCGAUGCUUCUUAAAGAGAAUGAAGUCUACGUCUUAAAGUCCGGAUUCAAACGGUAGAGCCUCACAAAUUCGAAUUUGGUUAUCGCUGAAGUUAACUCGAGUAAGGGGUCAUUUUCUUGGAAGAUGGUUUUUCAGUCAUUAACCUUCAGCCACCCCGAAAUCCCCAGCACGUUAAAAUGUUGUAAGCGUCCUCGUAGCAAUUCAUUAUCAGCACAUUAGGCAAGAUUCUUAACUCGCGCAUUCCCUUUCUUUGAGCAGAAGUGCCUGUAAAUGGGUGCUAUAUAGCCGUCAGGAGAACCUAGAAGCUGCCAUCCGAAAGGAUUAGCAAUGCUGCUAAAAUUUUCAUGCUUGAAAGACCAACGUAAACUCCUAUAGAGGAUUGUGGGGCUAAACAUGGGUUAGUAUUCCAACAGAGUGAUGGCAAGACCCACCCAUUUCUCAUUUAAGAAAACGUUUCUGUAUGCUCAACGUUAGCGGAUAGCUUUUGAGAAGACGACAGUAAUGACAAGGCGAAGAGGAUUUUGACUAAUAUUAUUGUAUUCAACCACUAAGGAGAUCCCAGCAUGCAGCCAUGCCCUUCGAGUUUGACUCAGGCUAUGGUAGAUCGCGGGCGCUUCAUGUCUGAUGAGGAAUGCAAUCCCCAAAAUCGCGAUGGAUGUGAUCGAUACCACGAGGGAGCUUUCCAGUGUUUUUUAAUGGUCAAUCCCAGGUCAGUUAUUCUUAAUUUUAGUUUAAUAAAAGCUUACUGGCAAACAACCCUGAGGAAAUGCAGUGAGAUAUCUUUUCUACUUGCUGUUUUUAAGAAGCCCCGCUGUGCAACAAAAAAAGGUACCCAUAAGCACAAAAGAUAACUUUGCCUCGAUUUGAUUCACUGGACCCAGUUUUUCUUGUUUUCGUCCGAAUAUGUAUCGAGCAUGGAGCACUGAUUUACUUAUUCUUCCAUAGUACCACAGGCUCCGGUCAGCAGUGCUGUUUCAACAGGCUUGGAAACUUAAUGAUGGGCCAACCAGAUGCAGGGUCCCUUGACCGCGUUCAUCCUAAUGCUGGUCUCCCUGUGAUAUCCCAUUUCUUCCAUGAUAAGGUGCCGUACGAAGACUGCUGCCGCAACUCUAAGAAUUGUGAAAAGUACUUUGAGAAGCGGCCUUCAGACGACGGCUCAAGAUAUCAAGCACCAAGACCCGGUAAUUCUUAAUCAUUUAAGUGUUAUGUGGCAUGUGGGCGACGCGAUAACCCAGGGGUUGGAGUGGAUAAAAUGUGGUCGCUCAAAAUUCACAAUUGAAAACGAAAAAUGUACGAAAGGGCUGAACACGCGUUGAAAAAAGGCGCAGGCCGGUUACUCUCCUGUGUGACAAUGCCACAUAAUUAAAGUGUUACAGCAUUUCCAAGUGGAGUCAAAUUCGCUCUAUAAACAUACGAAUGAUUCGCGUAUUUGGGUAAACGCGACGCAGUAGUACGAUUUGUUGAUAGCGUGUCUGUUUGCAGACAGAUCUGUACGACAAAAAAAAAUCCCCUUACCCAUCAACAAAACUAUGAAAAAAAUUGACGAGACAAAUACUCAACGGUUAGAGUUAUUCAUAAAUAAAUACAUUACAGUUCAAUUUUUUAAUACAAAUAAACCCAGCAGUCUCGAUCGAUAGCACACCGCAGAAAUGACGCACACCGUCCAAUUACACAGGCUUGGCGCGUGAACUGUCCUUUUUCAUUGUUCAGUUACUGUGCAAUUGCAAGCGCAGCGUAAAAGUUGUCCUAAACUAAACAAAGCGCGCUGCUAAUUGCUAACUACAUUUGGGCAUUAUGUUUUACUUUUAAUUAAAAGUAGAGAAAAAAUGUAUGUAUAGUUCUUUGAUAGUGAUUUCCCUUAACAGCUCACAUCGUCUUUAUUUCAAUAACUACGUUUUUUCGUUGCCCAUAGCCACCGGUUUUGGGGACCCACACAUGGUGACCUUGGAUGAGAAGCCAUUCACGUUCAACGGAUAUGGGGAAUACUUCAUUUUAAAAGUGAAAGGGGUGGACUUCACUUUGCAGGGGCGUAUGGAGCCUCUAUUAGCAGACGAUGGAUCGCCCUCAAAAGCCACGGUAUACACGGCAUUUGCAGCCAAAGAAAAUGGAUCAGACGUUGUACAGGUCAGGAAAAUAUGUGGAAAACAGAAAUAUUGAUUAUCUUGUAUAUGUGGUGAUGGGGCACACGGGAAUGUACGUUACAUGAUAUAUUUAUAUUAGACCGUCAUUGCCAUGCUGGACUCAAGGUGGCCUAUUGGUUGGCAUGUUGGGUGUGAGCCCGAUAGAUCUACACUGGUCUAGGUUCAUCUCCCGGCUGGGUCAUCUACUUUGCCCCUAAUGUACCCCUCUUCACCCAUGCAGGAGUAUCAGUUGGUCACAAGAGACUGGAUCAUCCAUGAUGGGCCAGCAUGUCCUCAUUUAUUUGUUAAUAUGAAUAAACUAAAUGUUGUACUUAGUUAAACUUUUUUUCUCUUCUUCUGCUCAAUGUAGAUCCAGUUGAAUGGUCGUGGCUUAGUGGAUGUUUUGGUGAAUGGGGAAAGAGUUGAUUUUGAUGAGCUCUCCCUUCUGGAAUUCACCGGAGUCUCUGUGUUGUAUUACACCAACACUACUAAAUAUUCCGUUAUUUUUAACUCCGGCAUCUCCGUGACAGUUGAAGGGCAGCAAGAGUUGCUUGGUCUCGUGACUUUGGUACCAACAAUUUUCAAAGGUAAAAAUCAAGAGAAGGUGGAAGAAUUCAAAUUAAUUUCAGUUAUUUCUCUCCCCUUUCCAAGUAUACGGGUACACAGUUUAUCUUUAACGUUUAUGAGUCUUUCUAAAGAAGAGAGAUAUCUUAGCGAAACUCAUUUUGAACGAGUGUUACCCGGCUGGGGGAAGGAGAGGUCCCAAGUGGGUAGUUGACUCUUCUCUUUUUAUCAAAGAAAAGAUGUCAUAUUACACUUGCCAACGAAGUUUGAGGUCUUUACUAUAAGUUCUGGACAAAGUUUUUUAUGGUUAAUUGAUGGCCAAAGCGUGAUGUGCGUUGGUCUUUAGUCGACCGGAAACAGUGACAAAUCGUAAAUUGCGGGGGGAAAGUUACGACUCACUGUAGUAUUUGUAAAGUACAUCAAAUUGGUUUGGGGAAACGAUUAUUGGUUACUCAGAGCGGCUUCCUAUAAUAUUACGAGAGACGUACUUCGAAAGCAAAACGAGCCCGGGCAUUUGUUAGUUAGCCUUCAUUAAGUUUAAACAAACAAUUUGGAGAAAGAAAGGAUUCUAGAGGGUGAUUUUGAAAAAGUAACUGAAGGAUGGCCCCUAAAUUGACCAAUCGCAAUGCGUUCGGUAACUGUGAUUGAUUGCAUAUAAACGAAACAGCAUCACAUACCCAACUUCCUUAAAUGGGACAAGAGGGUGAUUUUGAAAAGUAACUGAAAGGCUAAAAAAUCAUACCCAACUCCUUAAAUGGACAGGCUAAAAAAUCGAAACAAGUAUCCGAUAUUGAGAGUGGAAAGUUAAACUGUUCAUUGCAGGUAAUACUUCCGGUCUCCUUGGAUACUGGGAUGACAGUAAAGAGACGGAAUUCCUCAAGCCCGAUGGAAUAUUCCUGAAUACAAAUUCGAGUUUGGAAAUCAUACACAGAGAGUUCGGACAAUUAUGUACGUACCUGUCAGAUAUGAUUGCUUUCUGUUCCUUUUUUUAUGUUACUCCAAGUUAUGGAAUUACCUUCCGGAGUUUCGCAAGUCAUAAAACGCAAGAAUGGCCUUUUUAAAUUUCAGAUUCCUAAAUCAAAAUAUCAAAAACCUAUGUAGCCGGCCAUUAGUAUAAUUUUCAGGUUAGAAAUACAAUUUUUGAAGACACUUUUUUUCAUAGUGCAGAUGCUGCUAAGUUGUACCGUAUCCUUUGAGGUUGUCAACCCCUCCAUAGUAAUUUCUAUGAUUUUUGAUUUCAUUUACUUCCGCCCUAAUUCACCAAACUAUUAAGCUAUGAAAAAAUUUGGUCAAGUUGUUUUGGUCUUAUUUAGCACAAAAGACCUCAAUAAACUUUCAAUGAUAUGAAACUACUUUUAAGACUUUUAAAGAAAGACAUCUAAAAUUUGCCAAUAUGUAGCAGGUUUUUUCUCAUGCUCUCAAAUGCUGACAAAGUAAGCCAAAAAAAUAAGACAAGAGUCACAUGGGAAACUCCCAGGAUACCGUUUAAUGGCGCUAUCCCUUAAAAGUGCACCUGACUGUUACACCUUUUCCUUCGUCUGCAGGGGUCACCAAACCAGAUGAGUCUCUCUUUGUCUAUCAACAAGGGCAGGACCACUCCACGUUUCACCAUCCGAAUUUCCAGCCAAUAUUUCCUGACAGUCAAAAAUUGGACUUCACUGAUAAGGUGCUGGAGAAGGAGGCCCAGAAUGUUUGUGGGGAUAGCUCCGAGUGUUUGUUCGAUAUUUUUACAACUGGCAAAGUGCGAAUCGGACGAGCAACAAAAGAGACUGUGACUCAGUUUGUCGCUAUUGUAAACGACACUGUGAAGCCAGGUUGAGAAUAAUAAUUUUUAUAGUUUAAUGCGAUAGCUAAACAUCAAUUCACAGUAUUUGAUCCGUCAAUUGGAUUAUUUACGAGCUCCUACAAUGCUCAAUCGUAAAAUGAGUCCAGGUUUUAGACCUUUCAAGUGAAAAUGAGUUUUAUUUACCUUAGAAUAGAAUGAUUUUCGUCCAAAAGGCUUUGCACUCCGUGUCUGCAGAUCAGAACAGAGCUUUGGGCGGCGCGUUAACUGCACAAUGAGGCAAGCUUGUGCUGGGCCUACUGGGUGAAAAUGAGUUUUAUUUACAAAAGAUAAAAAAAGUCAUUUUCGUCCAGAAGGCUUUGCAUUCCGUGUGUACAGUUCAAAACAGAACUUGAUGACGCAUCGGUGGAAGAAUCUUUGAUGCAUAAGAUAGCGAUUAAAUUCAUACAGAAGGAACAAGUCAUUCUCCAACGACUCUUAGCAUUCAAACGACUCGAUACCAAACGAAAACGCGUUUAUGGACACUUUUCAUUUCCUGUAUUGUUCCAGGUCUCUUCCCUGUUUGCUCAUGGCUGAAGGCUGGUAUGUCAAUCACAAGGGUUGCUAAAUUGUGUGAUGUUGUCUUUAUUUUUCAGCUUGCGUACCACUGGACUCGCAGCUAACCGAUGGGGUUGUACACAGAAAUGACACUGAAGGCGGAAUUGAUUACACGUUUGCAUGCAAUGAAGGUUUCGUUAUGAACGGCUCUAAUCAUGUGACGUGUAAAGAUGGAGUUUACAAUGGUUCGGUUCCAAACUGCUUGCCGAAAGGUAAAGUAGAUCAAUAUUUCAUUUUUUCAUUCACUGCAUGCCUUAAAAAUUGUUAUGUUGACUAUAAUUGCGUUUUGUUCCCGCCAUGAUCAAUCGAUAGCAUCGAUGAUUGAUACCGUUUGAUAACUAGCGAUAUAAGUGGAUACAACUUGGGUCAGCAUGGAAAUAAAAUCGAUCGAUUGAUACUUAUAAAUCAAACUUAGAACGUUUAGCCUAAUAAUUCGGCUGAGAUUUGACGUGUGGAAGGCUGCAGUUGAUAGGAGUGACUGACGUUUUGACAACUUGAGCAGAAGUCUUCAACAAACUCAAGGUUGUCGAAACGUUAGUCACUACAACCGACAACAGUCUUACGCGGGAAUCUCUCUUUACUGAACGAUCAAACCAGUUUUUGUAACACCGAAACUUGCUAAAUUUUGCAAUGAUACUCAAAUCAGUCUUAGAAACGAAAGAAGGGCAUAGAAACCAUUUUAGUGCAGAGACGCUUUGGUAGUAUUGGGCCCUUUCCAAGAACUCUUUCGUCAAAUUAUCCACGAUAGCCUCUUUAUCGAACCAACAAUUGGUUCAUUCGUCUGUAUAUGUUCAUCGAGGUUUGAAACUCGCGGAAAGUUAGAAAAGCAUGCAAGACAUUUUAGAGUCUCUCCAGGAGCAGCGGUACUUCAAAUUUUUGAUUUAGAGAGACUUUUUCUGCUACCCUCCAAUGCAUGCUCAAACGUCAACUGUGUCUAAAAUGGACACGCGCAAAAUUGAAUUUGAUAACAUAAAUGUGAUAAAACGAGAUGAUCGGUGACUGCGCAUGACGUUUUUCUUGCCGUCUCGGACAACUCUCUGAGCAAUAAUAAAGGAUCAAGAGCUUCUUUAACAGGAAAUAAAACUAAUGGAGACCGACAGGCAUGGAAACUCCGGUGGGAAUUACUAUACAAUCCAGAUCUGGUUUAUCUGUAUUUCGAGUAUUUAGCCUACAAUGGUAUUCCGGAUUCCUCAACGCUAGAUAGAUUAGCAUUGGAGCUCAAAACUGACAGGGAUAAGGUAAGAGCAACGUACCAGUAAACUUUCAAUGUAGUUUGCCUUUUGUCCGGAGUUGAUUCUCUUCUGAUUUUCAACUGACUUAUCGCCUUAGAAGCUUUUAAAUAGUAAUUCAAAUUAUAUUUCGAAAUCAAUAAUAAAACAGACCAAUGACCUAACAACUGACGUUUUAAAAUGGUAAAAGAAAAAAGAAAAAAAGUCACUAUAAUUGUUAAUCAGUUGAAGCGAGCGGUAUGCUUUUACACGCAAACUCUGUAAAUACCCUGUUUGCACCAGGGAUCACAGAGGAAAUAGAAGGAUCACCAAAGUGUUUGGCAUUUCAUCAAACACGUAAUGGUUCCCUAGUUUGGUAAAAUUUAUUUUUUCUGCUAAGUUUCAUUCAUUCAUUCCUUUUCAUUUUAUUUUGUACUUAUUUUUAUUUCAUAGAUCCUCAGCUGGUUCAAGUUUCUGGAUAAAUGGUAUUACGACCAGAACCAGGGAAUGUGGAGCAAUUAGUAAAGAAGUAAAGUUGCCGCGAAGCGAAUCCAGGAAAAAUUAAGAUGAAAUUUAUAUUUUUUCUAUUGUUCAAAUUAGAGAAAUUAAUAUAUGAUUAUUCGAUGAGUGCAUAAAACAAAUAAAACUUGCACAUUUUUUCAAUGUUUCCAUGGUUAUAAUUGCAUAAGCUGGCAGGAAAUGAAUUUCACCCGCGGGUAGAUAUCAUUUCACGGCAUGAAAAGAUGUCCUAGUCUAUUCGCACUUCUCUCGUACGACCGAUCCCUCAGGCAUCCUUACAAGUGCAUCGGUAUCCCAUGAUAUUAUCAUCAAUUUACAUACAGUACCACUGUCACUGAGCUGCUGUGUUGUGGCGUAGAUUCGACUCCAAGUAUCGGCCAUACUGUUGACAAGUAGGCGGCUUUGAAAUCAAAUCAGUUCACUAGGGUAAAGCAUGAAGUAUACCAUAGGUGAGAGCAUCAAGGGUUGAUUAACACUUUGAAAUUUUUGAAUGAUUUUCAGACUGCAAAGUAAGAGUGGGCCUUUAGAUAUUUGUCAAACACGAAAACUUUUUAUGAACUGGCCAGAUGCAGGUAUUUUCAACCAUACAAGGUUCUCUUAACUACGAAUUUUGAAAAGUGUAGUAUUUCUUUUUUGCUUAAUGCCAGUAACAAUCCAAUUUAGCCAACAUCAAAAAUUUGCCGUGUAGCAAGAAAUUGUUUCAACAUGUAAUUUAAGUCACUUAUUACAAGUCCUUCAGCUAAUUAAGUAAGACGGAAAAAGAAUAUGCCAUCUGCGACUUAAAAUGUUCCCGCUCACAUAUGAAAAAUGUGUCUCUCUCUUCUACUGUACACAUACAAACGAAAGUGGUGACUAAAUGUUACAGCCUCAUAGUUAAGAUACUGAGGAAUGCCUCUUCGAUGCAAUGUGCUAGUCUCUUCGUGGUAAACAGUUUGUCAUGAUCAGAAUGUUUAUAAGAUUACUCUAAUCAAAACGACUAAAGCUGCAAACUACAUGAUCGACUUUUUCGACGAAUUUGUUUACCAAUAAUCGAUCGCUAACGAUUGGUCAGGCUGGGUUCUUUUUUUUCGGUCUUUAUGUCUGAAAAUGCUUUAUUGAUAGGUUAGCCUCUUCUCCCUUAAUUUUUCCAAAGAAACUCAAUUAUUUUAAUUUACUUUCUUAACGUUUGUUUGCAAUUUCUUUUAGGCUCUUUGAAAUUGGACAUUAAAUUUAGUUGACAAGAAAAAAAAAUCUGUUUAACGUGGCUAAUUUGACUGAUCAUCUUUAGAUCUCAAAUUUGGGAGCAGUCUUACUAAUACUGGGGGAUGGUGGGGGGAAGGUUUUUGUGGGGAUCGAGGGAUCAGAUGGUUUCCAGGGGAAACGGAGGGAGGAUCCGUUAUCAGUCGUUGCCGAAAAAGAGUAUAAAGGGGGGACUUGAUCAUUGACUAUAAAUUAACUCUGCCAAUGAGAGGAAAAGUUCAUAUGAAUAUUACAAAGCCCUAUAGGGGGAUCAAACAAAUUAUAUCGGGACUCAGCCAUAUUCCACUGAAUCCCCCCCCCUCCCAGGAGAUAAUAAUGAUCGGUCACUUAAGGCCAACUGUAAAUAAGAACGGGAAGAGGCACAGAUAGAUGGUGACUGUGUCACCAAUGUUUCUAUGGUAGAUAAUUACCUUUGAAAGGCAGAAAAAAAAUUAAUUAAAUGAUCGAGUGAUAACAUGGUACAUAUUGAUUUCCUUUUUAAAAGAAUGUCCAGUUCGUCUUUGGCAUCUUAAGAAUGGUCGUUUUCACGGGAAUGGCAGUGUUUACCUUUCAACAUAUCAUUUCCUGUGUAACGGUGGAUAUGUCUUGGUUGGUGACAGUACCGUGACAUGCACGGCGGAUGGCUCAUGGAAUGGUACAAAACCCGUCUGUUUGCGAGGUAUCAAGUUUAGCCUUAAUACAUUAGAGAGGUUUCUUAGAAAAGGAGAAUCAGGAAUUAAUGAUUAAGGAGGAUCGGGGAUGGAUGUUAAAGGAUCGAUCAUAAUGAAAUUACCAAUUGUUUUGAAGAAAAGAGGAAGUUAAAGAGCCCUCUUUGAAAAUUAUAUGCAUGAAACUUUCCAGUGUAAAUGCAUGUAUCUCAGUUUUCUCCUAAAUCACAGAACUAAAAACCACCUCGUGGUUAUUACAAUUUACGUAGUCAAAUUAUCGUUGGCAACAUCUUAGAAAUUUUUUGUUGGUGUUCUUUAUUUGAAAUUUGCUAUGAAGAUAAUUCCCUUUUUAGGUUCACUAUGAUCUCACUACAUUCACUUAAUUCCAGGGGACGAGAGUCCAAGUCACUUCCUGGCGUAAUGAUUUAACAGAUUCUUGACACCCGAUCCUCCUUCCCUCGAUUCCAGUUCCUUGACUGUCGUUUCCCCAUCCUUGUUCUGAUUAACCAGAAUAUAAGUUCGGUUUCAGUUCGCAAAUGACCAUGAGAUCUUUAUAAACGUCGCAGAUAAACUCCAUCCUUGACUCAAAUGGUCUUUUUAUUUAGUCUUGCUGAUAAGUUGGUUUAAAAUGACAGCUGAUCAGAUCAUAUUGUCUUGAUAGUGAUGCUGCCGGAAAUAAAAUCAAGGAUGAUGAAAAAAAAAAACAAAACAAAAACAAAACAUGAAGAAAAUGAAACCAGAAUUUCCAUUCUUCAUGUUCCGCUUAAAACUGAGAUCUUUUUCAGUUACUGGGACAAAGAAAGGAAAUGAUACUUCUUCAGGAAAAAAAUGGCUCACCAAAAUUUAUAAUUUUGAAUGAUAAUUGACCUAUGAAACCUAAAGAAAUGAUUUAAUACAGCUCCCAGUUGCAACAAGUGGAAAUUAGUAUUAGUUAUGAUUAUACGAUCUCAUGAUCUUCCUAGCCUUGUUCUAAAUAACCUAAGAGUUGCCUUAAAUACUUGCAGAAUGCCCAAGGCUCCCUUCUUCAAUUUCAAACGGCGACGUCCAUGGUUCAGGUCACUUGCAAGGAUCACACCACAGGUUUAGCUGUCGCCCUGGUUACUCUCUCGUGGGCCAUGCCAUUUUGUACUGUACCGAAGAGGGAAAGUGGAAUGCCAGUGUUCCCAUGUGUCUGAGAGGUAAACAUAUCUAUCUCAAAUUAAAUUUGACGAAUGGUGUGUUGUUACAACACCUAGUGCAGGAAUCGUCGACCAAGUUUUGUGAUACAUUCUCCGAACUACAAAACAUGUGUUUUAUUGAGUUACGAGGUCUGAUGUUAUGACAACAGUUAACACUAACGCUGUUUUUGAUUGAAGAGAUGAGGUAGAAAUAUUUUAGAAACUACUCCCUUAGUUAAACUUGCGCUCGUAUCCUUUAUGGACGCAAUUUAGGGAAAGAAGUAAACCUUCAGUUAUAAAGACGAUUCAAAAUCAUGUUUAAUAAGAUAGAAAAAAGACAAAUGAGUCAGUCAAUCACAAAUCAAGAAGGAGCAAGAAUAGAGAAGGGUGAAGUGGACUGCAAAUAUCAGCUUUAAGAAUUUAGAUAACCCAUGGACUAAUGAGCUCCUUCGAAGGAACGACUUUCCGCAUUAUUUCCCUCUUUCUCCAGAAUGUCCUCAUCUUCCAUCAUUCAUACCAAAUGGAUUCGUUGGUGGGAGUGGAUCAGUGGAGGGAUCGCAGUACAGGUUCAGUUGCAAGGGAGGAUACUCUCUUGUGGGAGCAAACAUCCUUCAAUGUACCGAUCAGGGAAACUGGAAUGGCUCCGUUCCUUCGUGUCUCAAAGGUACGGGUGCACCAGAGUUCGAUUACUUUAAACUCCACCAAUGUAGCACUUUCUGUUAACUACAUCAUAAUCUGAGUACCGAGUGGAGACCUGCCAGGGUUUGUGUAUUACUUCAUUUUCACUCGUUUUUGUGCCCCACUUCCGAUGCCUGAAAACAUUUUCCUGGUGCUUGGGAAAUUCAAGAGAUAUCUAUCCCUGUUUUUUUUUUAAAGGAACCUCGUGUGAUCUGUAGUUCGCAAUUCGCUUGAUAUACCACUUGUCACAGGGUUAGUUUUCAAGGAAACGAAUUUCUCAUCUCACGUUUCUUGUCCAAGGUUAUUACGUUACGCGUUAAUAUGAAGCAAAGUAAUCCCUAAUUUUUCUUCAUUUCUUUUUUAUCUCCCACUGAAUUAUGCGAGCUUAUUUUUCCGGAUUCUUUACUUUAAGUAAUCUUAUUUUCAGAAUGUCCACAACUGCCGUCGUCAAUACCUAAUGGAUUUGUCAACGGCACAGGUUUCUUGGAAGGCUCCGUGUAUGGAUUUAGUUGUUUGCAGGGCUACUCCCUUAUUGGAGAGAAAACGUUACUUUGCUCUACGGGCGGAAACUGGAAUUCCAGCCUUCCCAGCUGUCUCAAAGGUAGCUGUAAUUAAGUGAUGAAAAAUAACCGAAAAAUGAUUACAUUCAAGUGUCUAAAAAAACUUUUUAAGACAUUCAGCCUGACAAAAACCUUUAAAUAUCGGUUAACAGUUCUGUAAUAGUGUUGCUUUUUUUUAUCUGAUCCUCGUUAAAGUGAACUGAUAUGCCUGACUAAGAAAUAUUAUGACAGUAUCUGAUCCUAUUUUCCAAGCAAGACAGGCUCGAAUAUGGGGGGAGGGGUUGGAUAAAGGAGUUGCUACGGUCUAGGAAUAAAUCACUUAUAUAAGUGUGACGUAACGAAAAAUUCGUUGUGCAUAGACUAUAUUUAGUUUUUUCACAUAGUCAAACAUGGUUUGAAAAAUUCAUGGACUAUGUUUAGUUUUGGCAAUAUAUGAGUUACAGAGUGAUUUUAUUUAAAGUUUAUCCUGAAGAGUCAAACAUUGUGGCAGGUUUAUAUCAAUUGUUGUUGGUUCGAUCGUCACAGAUUGUCCAGACCUUCCGUCGUCCAUACCGAAUGGAAAAGGAAACGGAACUGGUUCCGUAGAGGGCUCCAAGCAUCAUUUUACUUGUGAUGAGGGGUAUUCACUGGUUGGACAAAGAGCUUUACAUUGCAAUAACACAGGUGCCUGGAAUGGUUCUGUGCCUGUGUGUCUUAUAGGUAGUGUAUCUAUCAAUGUUUACCUCUAAAGUAACUUAAAAUUACCUUGCCGAACAAGAGUUCUGAUAUAGUGAAUACUGAGGUUUACUAAUUACUUCUUUGUAACUUUGUAACUUUCUUGUCUCCUAACGAAAUACUUUGUUUCCUUAUUGUACGAUCAAAGAAAGGUUGCUCACUUCGCAGUAAUCUAGAAAUGAAAAGUCAACUUUAUUCUUUUAUUUAAUCAUAUUUUGAUCUGUUUUGUUUUCUCCCUACACAUUACCGUGAAUAUAAUCUUCAUAUAUCUGCUCACACAGAAUGUCCAAAGCUUCCCCUUUCCAUACUACAUGGUCAUGUUAAUGGUACGGGCUCAGUACAGGGAUCCGAGUACAGUUUUAGCUGCAUUCAAGGCUAUUCACUAUUUGGUGAACAGAGAUUGAAAUGUACGGCAGAAGGAAAAUGGAACGCCAGCCUUCCCAGUUGUCUUAAAGGUAUAUCUAGCCAUUUUAUCAGCACCAAUCCUCUUCGUGUUGAAUAACUUAAAUCGUGUUUUUCUGUUCAUCACAACGGUUUUAAGACCACCAGACUUGGCAUGAAAUUAAGGAUACGUUUUCUUUAUCUUGCACUGGAAUUCUUGGCAGAGAAAUAAUAUUUAUUUUUAGAUUUAGCCAUCUAUUGCUGUGUUUUCGAAUUCUUUUUUCUUUCUGUGUUUUUUCCCUUGAUAGAAUGCCCCUCUCUGGCUGCUGACAUGGAAAAUGGUUAUAAACAUGGCCGUGGGUCGGUGGAAGGCUCCUUGGUCUGGUUUAGCUGUGCUAAUGGUUAUUCACUUGAAGGAAACAAAUACCUCUAUUGUGAUGAAAAUGGUCAAUGGAAUGGUACAACACCUUCUUGUUUAAAAGGUAAAGUAAAUAUGUUUUAAAUUCAAAUUUGAUGAAGACAUGCUCACAAAAUAAACCAUGACUAAUAAGAACAUCGCUUAAAGCAGCUAAUAUCGCUGUUUUGUUACUGUUAAAAUAACUAACCUACACAUGAGUUUAUUCGCUUACCUAAGAACAUCAAUGUGUCAGAAAGCUGUACGCUAACACAGCUACACAUUCUUUUUCAAAGAUUGUCCUCAAAUGAACCGCACACUAGAAAACGGGCACAUUGAUGGUAAUGGAUCCACGUCAGGUGCAGUGUAUAGCUUUCUUUGCGAUGAAGGAUACAGCAUAGAUGGAGAAACCUCGCUGCGCUGUGAUGAAAAGGGACAAUGGAAUGGUAGCAUUCCUGUAUGUUUAAAGGGUACGUUAAACUCUCAAGUUACUGCUUGA
Messenger RNA from Pocillopora meandrina, 20517 nucleotides. Lineage: Eukaryota; Metazoa; Cnidaria; Anthozoa; Scleractinia; Pocilloporidae. The record is from the annotation of a GenBank genome assembly.